This is a messenger RNA of Magnolia sinica, 3568 nucleotides long. Its product is annotated as receptor-like protein 7. NCBI's taxonomy places the organism in Eukaryota, Viridiplantae, Streptophyta, Magnoliopsida, Magnoliales, Magnoliaceae. Gene Ontology annotation, molecular function: protein binding. Bases 9 to 3311 code for a protein of 1100 amino acids. The transcript has a single exon. The record is from RefSeq and is a predicted model, not a curated record.
CAAAUCAAAUGGAUCGCCUCCACGUCUCCUCUCUUACUAAUAAACUCUUUCCAUUUCCAAUCUUCCUCUCCAUUCUCCCUUCCUCAUUUAGCUUUCUCUUAUUAUCUUCACUCCUUUUAUCUUCUUCUUUUGUCUUUGCCACUGUCAAUAACAGUAAGGCCUUGUCAAUUCAACACCAAUGCAUUGAAGAUCACUUCUCUACUUUGCUCCAAUUGAAACAGGGCUUUUACUUCUACAACACCACUACACUCUCCUCUUGGAAUCCUGAUAACAGGGAUGGCUGUUCUUGGGAAGGCAUCACGUGCGAUGGUGCCACUGGUCACGUGACCAGUCUCGACCUCAGCGAGCUCAGCAUUUCCGGUCGGAUUGAUUUUGUAAGCCUCUUUCGUCUUCAGAGCCUGCAGAGGCUCAACCUCGCUUACAAUUACUUCCAUCACUCUCCAAUUCCUACCGGGUUUGAAUAUCUCACCAGUUUGACCCAUCUCAACCUCUCUUCUUUGCAUUUUUAUGGCCAAAUCCCGCUGGAAAUCUCCCGCUUGACCACUUUGGUGUCCCUCGAUCUAUCUUUCAAUCGUAAUUUUGUCAAUCGUUCCUACUCUGAAUACCUGAAACUCGAAAACCCAAGCAUUGGAGCAUUCGUCCAAAAUCUGUCCAGUCUGAGAGAACUCCAUCUCGAUUUGGUAAGCAUUUCAGCGCAGGGUAGUGAGUGGGGCCUGGCGUUAUCCUCGGCACUCCCUCUUCUCCGCAAGUUGAGCUUGAGCUAUUGUGGUCUAUCAGGCCCCAUCAAUCCUUCCCUUUCCAAGCUCCAUUUCCUAUCUGAACUCCACCUCAGUGGAAACAAUCUCUCUUCAGCCAUACCUAAGAGUAUUUUCAGGCUGCCAAACCUACAAACCCUGAAUGUAGGAUACAAUCCACUUCUGACGGGUGAAAUCCCUCCAAACAAUUCUCUCCUGGAGUUGUCCCUAUCCGACACUGGAUUUUGUAGCAACCUAAGGGAUUCAUUCAGUAAUUCCAAACUGCUGACAGUGAUCCGGCUUAGAGAUUGCAAACUAGCCGGCCAAUUGCCAGCAUGGCUUGUAAAGCUCCAGAAACUCAUGUAUUUGGAUCUUUCAAACAAUGGUUUCAGCGGACCAUUGCCAUCAUGGCUUGUGAAUCUGGACAAACUCGUGGGUUUGGAUCUUUCAUCCAAUAAUCUCAGCGGUCCAAUCCCCUCUUCCUAUGGCAACAAGUUUCAAAAUCUUCAAUGGUUCGUCGUUUCCGACAAUUCGCUUAGUGGGACCAUCCCAUCAUCAUUGUUUUCACUCCCAUCAUUACGAGGGCUGUAUCUUGGAGAGAACCAAUUUAGUGGUCAACUUGGUGAGUUCCACAACCCAUCCUCUUCUCUGCUAGAGACAAUCGUAUUGUAUAACAACAAGGUGGAGGGGCCUAUUCCGAUGUCCAUCUUUGAACUCACAAAGCUUCAAUACCUCUCUCUUUCAUCAAACAAUUUCAGUGGGACCAUUCCAUCAUCAUUGUUUUCACUUCCAUCAUUACAAUUCUUGGAUUUCUCAAAAAACCAAUUGAGUGGUCAACUUAGCGAGUUCCACAACCCAUCCUCUUCUCUGCUAGAGACAAUCUACUUGAAUAACAACAAGUUGGAGGGGCCUAUUCCAAUGUCCAUCUUUGAACUCACAAAGCUUCAAUACCUCUCUCUUUCAUCAAACAAUUUCAGUGGUGACGUGGACCUUGGCUUAUUCCAAAACCUUAAGAACCUUUGGGACCUGAAUCUAUCAGAUAACAACUUCUCAGUCCAUGAUGGCAGAAGCAAUUCAACCUCCAUGUCCUUUCCUCAAAUUCAAUAUUUGCACUUAGGAUCUUGUAACAUUACUAAAUUUCCAAACAUCCUGAGAAACCAAGAGAGGAUUUACUCUUUGGAUCUUUCCAACAACAGAAUUAAUAGUGAAAUACCAAAGUGGAUAUGGAAAGUUGGAAAUGGGAGUUUGUAUUUUUUGAAUCUUUCUCAUAAUGCUUUGGAGGGUUUAGAGUUACCUUUUCCUCAUCUUUCCUUAAGUUCAUUGAAAUAUCUUGACUUGAGCUUUAACAAGCUAGAAGGCUCAAUCCCGAUCCCACCACCAUCCACCAUUAUCUAUUCACUUGCAACCAAUCAUUUUAGUGGAGAAGUUCCCUCGCAUAUUUGCAAUUGUACUUCCUUACAAUUUCUCGAUCUGUCUGACAACCGCUUCAAUGGUUUGAUUCCACUUUGCUUGGGUGAAAUCAAUGAUGUCCUCACUGUUUUAAAUCUCGGAGGAAAUGCAUUUCGUGGAACCUUGAUUCAAACAUUUAAAGAGGGUUGCAAUCUAAAAACACUUGAUCUGAAUGGAAAUCAAUUGGAAGGGCAAGUGUCAAAGUCUUUGGCCAAGUGCAAGAUGUUGGAGGUGUUAAACCUUGGAAACAAUCAAAUACAUGACACAUUCCCUUUUUGGUUGGAAAAUUUGUCUCAGUUGCGUGUUCUCAGCCUGAGAUCCAACAAAUUUCAUGGCAAUGUUGGACACCCACUGACAAAUCUUACUUUUCCAACAUUACAAAUCUUCGACAUAUCUUCCAAUAGCUUCACAGGAAGCUUGCCAUCAAAUAUGUUCAAGAGUUGGAAGGUAAUGAAGGAGGACAUAUCCCAACCUAUGGUCCUUGGAAAAAAGUUAAGAAAUGGGAUGUACUAUCAAGACAAAGUGACUCUGGUAUGGAAAGGGCUACAAAUGGAAGUGGUAAAGAUCCUUAUUGCCUUCACCUCAAUAGAUCUUUCAAAUAACGAAUUUCACAGAGGAAUUCCAGAAUCAAUUGGGGAUCUAAAGUCAUUGGUUGAGCUCAAUAUGUCCCACAACCAUUUCACAGGCCGAAUUCCAACAUCAUUUGGGAACAUGAAGGCUCUUGAGUCAUUAGAUAUGUCACAGAAUAAUUUGUCAGGUGAGAUCCCAUUGCAGCUAAACAAGUUAACGUUCCUUGCAGUGUUGAACCUUUCACACAACCUCCUUGUAGGAAGCAUACCUAAAGGUCAACAAUUCGAUACGUUCACAAAUGAAUCUUUUCUAGGAAACUUGGAAUUAUGUGGCCCUCCACUAUCGAAGAAAUGCAAAGACAUUGAGGCUUUACUACCACCGGCACAAUCAGAAAGCAAAUAUGAUUGGAAACUCAUGGCAAUUGGGUUUGGAGUUGGAUAUGGAGUAGGAAUGGGUGUUCUCUUUUGGACUCUAACACUUUGGACAAAGGGACAUAGAGAAUACAAUAAAUUUAUUGAUAAGAUGCUUUUGUCGAUUUUUUCUUCUGCUUGCAUUUGAUGUAAUUCAGCCAUGAUAAGAGAAUUGGAGCCAAGCUUGCUCCCCCAUCAAGUGGAGGAGUAGGGGCUGUGGACUUUGUUGGUAGGAGAGGCCGGUUGAAGCUCUUCAGGGUGGGGUAGGCUUUUUCUUUUCUCGUCUUGUGUUUGCUUACACUGAUAUUUGAUAGGUGAGGCCCGUUUUCCUUUUGUGGAGCCCACCUGUUAUCUAUGGAUUGUACACCCUAUGUUCAUAUAUACAAAAAUAGAGUGUUUAAAAAA